CUCUUACUAUUCCACUUUUUCCUCCAUUUCUACUUCUCCCAUUCCCAAAUUUUCCCCUUGUCUUUCCUUUCUCGGCUCAAUCCUCCCGCAAUCAAGUAAUUCCUCUGCUCAAUUCUGUACCCUGAUCCGCGCUAUUCGAUUUUAUCAUUCACUACAAUUAGGAAUUUGAAGCUGAGAAUUAGUAAGAAAUUGGAAUUCUAAAUGUUUGGAAUUAUUAGGUCAACCCUACAAUUAUUGUAUGUGAAUUUUGCAUGCAUUUAUUAGCUUCAAUAAAUGAACUACGGAUCAUCGUUGUUGUUUCCUUAUUUGGUUAAUACUGUUGCGUUGGUAGUAAUGGUUAGAUAAAAUAUACAGCUAUAGGUUUAUUUAUUUUAAAAAGAGAUUAUUUCCGAUUAGCUGUGUCGUGUGUUCAUUAAUUGAAUGUUGAUCUCGCAUUAAUUUAGAGUUCCAGAUUUGUUAACUUAGUUGAUUCAUUUAGUUUUGAUGUUAGGUGUUUUGAGUUUCUGGGCGGCGAUAUGAAUCUGUCAACAUCUAUUUAUGUUGUGUUAUUACUUUUCAUUUCCAUGCUGCUUUGUGGAUUAUAAGGUUUGUUAGAUGUGCUUGAGCAAAUGGGCAACAGCAGUACUGCUGAGAGUGAAGAUGGCGUGCUCUCUGCUGAUUCACCUCUGAGUAACGAUGGCGAUAAUUUUGGUGGAAGCUCUAGUGGGGGCAUUGUUCUGAAGAAAGGGCCGUGGACAGCAGCUGAGGAUGCGAUUUUAGUCGAGUACGUGAAGAAGCAUGGAGAAGGAAAUUGGAAUGCAGUUCAGAAGCAUACCGGGCUUGCACGUUGUGGUAAAAGCUGCCGGUUGAGGUGGGCUAAUCACUUGAGACCUAACCUGAAAAAAGGAGCAUUUACAUCAGAAGAAGAGCGGAUUAUAAUCGAGCUUCAUGCCAAAAUGGGGAACAAAUGGGCGCGAAUGGCAGCACACUUGCCAGGGAGGACAGACAAUGAGAUAAAGAACUAUUGGAAUACUCGAAUAAAAAGGCGUCAACGUGCCGGUUUAUCCCUUUAUCCUCCUGAUUUAUGCCUACAAUCGCUUCCAGAGAAUCAGCAACAACUUAGUUCGCCCAGGAUAUAUGAUGGAGAUAAAGCAUGUGAUAUUUUGCAAAGUAAUGGUUACUGGGCACCUAAUAUCAUGUUUGAUAGUUUAAACAAUUUCAGAUAUGCACCAGCAAUUCCAGGUAUUCCUGGCAGCGUAUCAAUGGGUAACGGUUUUGCUUCUCCUCACUCUUAUGGUUUUAACCCUCAAACUAUAGGAGUCUCUGGACAGGCUCGAGAACCAGAUGAGCCUAUGUCAGACUAUGGAAGUGGUGGUGUUAAUGAGGCACCUAUGUUUAGCAGGACUCAAACUGAUAGUUGUGUCAACAAAUCAUUUCAGUCCUUUGGUCUAUGCUACCCUUAUGACACUGACCAUACCAAGAAACUAUUUUCGUCUGAUGUCAAUCCAGACACUCCUUUUAUGUCAGAUGUCACUUACUCUGCUUCAGAGCACUUUGCAAAUGCUCAGAAGUCGGAGCUCCCUUCACUCCAAUAUCAAGAGACUGGACUAGGUGUCUGGGAUCCUGCACCUGAAUCAUUCGAUUCUUUGGUCCAGUCUCCUCUACCAGGCCCACUCCCAUCGCAUUGUCCUUCGCCAGGGAGCAGUGGCCUUUUAGAAGAUUUAAUUUAUGAAGCUAUGGCUCUGGGAAGGUCGGAGAAUCAAUCUUCCGCCUUGGCAACUCCAUCUAACGUCAGCCAUGGAGAAGUAACAGAUGGUUCUGCCCUUAGAACAUGCUCCACAGAGUUCAAAGGCUGUAUUGAUCGCAAUUCUCCAUCAGGUAACUCAAUGGGGUCCCUUUUCAACAGGUACACUCCUACCACUGGAAAGUCAUUGGAAGACGAUGUGACUAUGCACCAUGUGAAGUCAGAAGUGUUCGAUCCAAGUUGGAUCCUGGAUGGUGAAAGCAAAGUGGACUAUUUGAGACCGGAUGCUAUGCUUGGAUCAUGCUGGGUCGAGCAGAGUGGACCGGCUUCGAAGCAGAGGGGCUCGAUGGCAGCUCUUCUGGGGGACACUUCUGCUUCUGCUUCAACUCGGGGCUUUACUUCGUGCUCAUGGAAUAACUUGCCGCCGGUCUGCCAAAUCUCCGACAUUCCAUGAACCAACAAAACUCAAUUUAUAACAUUGUUUUUAGCGAUUUGCAUGAACCAAGACGAUUAUCACAAUAACACUCUUGUAUGAUGAAAUUCCAUUGGCGAAACUAUCCUACACAUUUUGCCAUUCUCAA
This is a messenger RNA of Salvia splendens (bonfire salvia), 2304 nucleotides long. RefSeq names its product transcription factor GAMYB. The record is from RefSeq and is a predicted model, not a curated record. The transcript is spliced from 4 exons. NCBI's taxonomy places the organism in Eukaryota, Viridiplantae, Streptophyta, Magnoliopsida, Lamiales, Lamiaceae. Bases 609 to 2177 code for a protein of 522 amino acids.